Messenger RNA from Aureococcus anophagefferens, 3183 nucleotides. RefSeq lists its product as hypothetical. Lineage: Eukaryota; Pelagophyceae; Pelagomonadales; Pelagomonadaceae. The transcript has 3 exons. The record is from RefSeq and is a predicted model, not a curated record. Gene Ontology annotation, molecular function: oxidoreductase activity. The coding region runs from base 1 to 3183 and encodes 1060 amino acids.
AUGGGCGCAGCCCGGCCGUGGCAGCCCCUCGCCGGCGCCGUCGUCGGCGCUUUGGGCCUGGCCUGCCUCCUGCGGCGGCCGGCGUCGUCGGCGGGCGGCGCCCUGCGCCUCGAGGCGGCGGCGCCGCUCCGCUUCGGCGCGCGGGGUUCCUACGCCACGACCGCGGGCGUCGGCUACCCCUGGCUCGACGGCGAGGUGCUCGUCGAGCCCUUCCGCGAGACGACGCUCUACGCGGUGAACCACAACGGCGAGGCCGUGACCUGGAUGGUCGACGGCGCGCACGCCGUCGGCGAGGAGACGGCGCGGACCUUCGACGCCGUCGGCGAGCACGCGGUCUGGCUCGAGACGCGGACGCGGGCCUACGCGUCGCGCGUCGUUUGUCGGUACGUGCGCCGGGAGAUCCGGAGCCUCAGCGACGACGACCGCGAGGCGUUCUUCACCGCGGCGGGCGUGCUCUACGCGACGCCGGACGCCGAGGGCGCCCGGGCGUACGGCCGCGCGUACAAAUCCGCGGCCUACUUCAUCGCGACGCACAACGAGCUCAGCGGCGACCGGACCUGCGACCACUUCCACGACGGUUUAGGGUUCCUGCCCCAGCACGCGGCCUUCACGCUGCGCUUCGAGCGCGCGCUCCAGAGCGUCGAUCCCAAGGUGUCGGUGCCCUACUGGGACUACACGAUCGAGGCCCACGACGUCGCACUCGCGGGCGACAUGGCCGCCUGGCGCCGGUCGCCCGUGUUCCGGGACGACUGGUUCGGCGACGCCCAGCCCGAGGGCCACGUCGUGAACGCGGGGCGCUGGGCCUACACGGCCGUCGCGAGGGCGUCGCCCUCGGACACGGCGAACGCGUACGGCCUGAUCCGCGCGCCCUGGAACGUGAACAAGGUGCCCUACCUCACGCGCGCGAACACGACCUUCGGGUUCUCCCUGAGCGACGUGCCGUCCUGCGCCGACCACUACUCCGUCAUGCAGACGACGGCGUGGUCCGAUUUCGGCGUCGACGUCCAGUACAACGCGCACGGCACCGUCCACGCGAUGAUCGGCGGCGUCACGGGCGCCGACCUGCAAGCGAAAUUACUGGGCCUGGGCAUGCGCGCCAUCCCCGCGGAGAACAUCGCCCUCGAGGCCUUCGCGACGCAGAAGAACCUGUGGCGCGCGGGGCAGCUCGACUGCCCGACGGGCUGCUCGGCGGACGCGCCCGUCAACGACUGCAAGUGCGCCUGCACGAAUCUGCAGACCUGGCUCGACGAGGACCGCGCCGCGGGCAUCCUGCUGUCCGUGUCGCCCAUCUUCGCGGACGACCUCUACCUCACGAACCGCCGCGGCGCCGACGUCUCGGAGGCGAUCCUAUCGGCGCUCUGCAACGUCGGCGACGACCUCGCGCCGUCCAUCGGCGACUCGCUGGAGUCGGCGUCGCCGCUGGACAUCAGCUUCUACCCGACGCACCCGACCGUCGACCGGCUCUACCACUGGCGCCGCAUCAACGGCUUCUCCGACGAGACGUGGACGGACGACAUGGCGCGGUCCGUGUCCUUCGAGGACGUGGGCUACUGCUGGGGCCACAACCUCAACGACACGCUCGUCUGGGGCGACGACUUGUUCGCCGACGGCGCCGCGGGGCCCUACACGAACGCGAUGCUCUGGGCCGCGUUCGACCCGACGGACGGCAACUCGCCCACGCCCUACGUCUACGACACCUUCGAGUGGCCCCACUGCGCGGCCCAGGGCUACCCGCUCACGCUCAUCGGCAACGCGACGAACGCCGAGGCCUCGGGCAAGGCCAUGGUCGACGACGCCGUGGAGUACGUCGCGCGAGCCGUGGGCUGCCUCGCCGCCGCUGCGGCGGCCGGCGGCAAUGCGGCCGUGCCCAAGGUCGCGUUCACGGCCGGCUACAACAACAGCAACUGCGAGGCGCACCCGCACGCGGGCGUCGAGCUCGCGGACGGCGGCUGGCUGAUGGUCGGCGACUCGGUGUGCUGGGACGGCAGCGCGGCCUACGACCGCGCCGUCUUCGUCGUCGCGACGGAGCGCGACGGCACCGAGCGCUGGACGCGCGUGCUCGGCGACCGAGGCUUUAACUACGGCAAGUACGGCACGCAGCUCUCCGACGGCACGGUGCUGGUCGCCGGCGUCAAAUCUGUUGUCGAGGAGGCGGCCAAGAAGCGGGGCUUCCCCUACGUCGAGAGCCGCGCGCUCUGGCGCCUCGACGAGACCGACGGCUCGACGAUAUCCGAGACCGUCUUCGAGAACGAGGGCCGCCUCGACGGCGCGCGCGACGGCUUCAUGUGCGCGACGCCGGCCAUCGACGAUCCCAUGACCGUCUUCGCGACGGGCUUCCAGGGCGGCGACAGCGGCUGGGACGGCAAAACGUACGACGAGGACCCCAUGUUCCUGCUCUACGGCGGCCUCGCGUUCGCCGCGAAGCUCAAGUUCGGCGACCGCGCCGUCGGCGCGGACCCGGAGACGCUCUUCCACGUGGCGCUCAACGUCUCGGACAAGUUCCAGCCCAUGCAGGGCAUGCGCGUCUUCCACGGCCACGGGGCCUCGGACGGGAGCGUCGUCGUGUCCGCGGCGUCGUCCACGGGCCCCUUCGACGAGAACUACGGCUUCCACUUUUCCGCGAUGGCCGUCGACGACGCGACGGGCGCGCUGAAGUGGGCGCGCAUCUACGAGGCGGGCCUCCACGCGUCGCACCCCUACGCGCUCGUCCUCUCGCCCGCGGGCGACGUCGUCAUCGCGGGCUUGGCCGUGCCGUCCGCGAACGACGACUUCUACAACCCCGUCGGCCGGCUCCUGAAGGCCCGCGGCGGCGACGGCGCCCAGGUCUUCGACGCGCGGCAAAAGGACCGCGAGACCCGGGACUACAACGUCGAGUGCUACGGCGUCGACAACGCGCCCGCGGGCGGCUUCGUCGUCACCUGCGGGAACGGGCCCGAGGCGCCGCCGAAGUGGAUGGACUGCCACGAGGCCGCCUGGGACGCCUACCUCUACGAGACGGACGCCGACGGCAAAACGCUGUGGGCGGCGAACCUCACGGACGCGUCGGCGGAGUGCAUCAACGACGCGGGCGAGUUCGUCGUGACCGCGCGCGACGGCGGCUUCGCGGUCUACGUCGACAGCGGCACGCUCGGCCGCCCGGGCACGGGCGGCAACUUCGGCCUCGUCAGGCUCGCCGCCGAGUGA